Molecule: messenger RNA, 876 nt
Organism: Fonsecaea multimorphosa CBS 102226
Lineage: Eukaryota; Fungi; Ascomycota; Eurotiomycetes; Chaetothyriales; Herpotrichiellaceae
Exons: 3
Coding region: 1-876 (291 amino acids)
Source: RefSeq, a predicted model, not a curated record
AUGCCGAAGCGACCAGGAAAGCUACAGUUCAUCAGCUGGACGCAUGGAGACGGCGGCGAUGUGGCCGACACCCAGCGGAGGGCUCACUCGCAUGCUGCCCGCACAGCGCAUGCCAGGGAAAGACGGCUUCGGAUUCUGGAGUACCAAGCACGGAAAGCUGCCCAAGGGAUUGUAGAAGACUGGGGAACCAGAGACAGUGCUCCGGCGGAACCCAUGAAGAACGUGGCCGCAGCGCCCGAUGGCGAUGUCUUCAGCCUGGAAGAAGAGACCUCCAUGCCUAGUCCGCCCCUGAUAGGUCUGCUGGAUUCGGGGGGCCGAGGAGACCCUUUCUCGAGCUUUGCCAGCCCCUUCAACCCCAUCGAGCACUUCCUCUUGUAUCACUAUGUGACCGUGGUGAUUCCCUUCAUGUCAAGCCUAUGCAUCACACUCCGCGAGCACGCAAGAUACUCCGAAGAAAGAAGUCGGGACUGGGUUCAACUCGUCCUUUCCGACCCGGGCAGCACCAAGGGUAUCUUCUUGGCCGCGAGCCGCCAUCUCUCCAAAAUCCACCAGCAACGCCAGAAUUUUCUGCGCCUGUCUUUGCAGUACAAAAUCGAUUGUAUCCAGGCGCUGAGGCGGGCAAUCUCUGCGGGGACAUUGACGGCCAUGGACGAUUCCACGUUUGCCAAGAUCAUAAUCCUGGCUGCCGACGAGUUCCUGCUCGGUAAUCUUGAGAUGUCCAGACAUCACAUCCGCGGCGCGGUCAAGGUGGUGGAGCUCAAGGGCGGUCCGCACACUCUUGGUCUCGGCGGCUUUCUCGAGCACAUCCUGUACAAGUACGUUGGCGAGGUGGGCCUCUCGUAUAAGUUCCAACCGCCAGAGAUACCAAGUUUUUAA